Molecule: messenger RNA, 1069 nt
Organism: Vigna umbellata (rice bean)
Lineage: Eukaryota; Viridiplantae; Streptophyta; Magnoliopsida; Fabales; Fabaceae
Product: putative WRKY transcription factor 13
Biological process (GO): regulation of DNA-templated transcription
Molecular function (GO): DNA-binding transcription factor activity; sequence-specific DNA binding
Source: RefSeq, a predicted model, not a curated record
GAAAGAGAGAGAGAGAGAGAGAAAGAGAAAAAGGGAAAGUUGGUUUGGCAACGUUAUAAGUUUCUGCAUUCCAUUAGGGUGUAAUUCUGACCUCUAAGGUUGGAGAGAAAGCAUUUAUUGAAGCCUGAGCAAAGCUCUUAGAAACAUCAUCAGGAAUAUCUAUAUAGAAAGAAGGAGAAAAGAUCAGAAGAAGUGAUGUCAACAACUUCACAUACCAUUGCUCACCACAGCUUAUUUGAGGAGCAAGAUCAGAUUCAUACACAGAUGGGGUUCUUUCCCUUUCCAUCAAACCUUACUUUGCCUCCUUUGGGUUGCCAUCAAUCCUCUCUGAAAGCCUUCACCUCCAUAACAACACCUUCUUCACUUGCCAUAUCUCAACAGGAUUCUUCUACAUCAAAUCUAACAGAAACCCUAUUUCACAACUCAACUUCUACCUUUGGAGGAGCUCAGUUCCUGUCCUUGCAUAGAUCCAGUCUAAAUCCAUGGGCACUGGGAGAAGUGAGUGACUGCUUCGGCAGUAAAAGAAGUGGAUUUGAUGAUCAUCAUCAUCUGGGAAUUUCAGCCAUGAAGAUGAAGAAAAUGAAGGCAAGAAGGAAGGUUAGAGAGCCUAGGUUUUGCUUCAAGACUAUGAGCGAUGUGGAUGUAUUGGACGAUGGCUACAAGUGGAGGAAGUACGGACAGAAAGUUGUGAAGAACACGCAGCACCCCAGAAGCUAUUACCGUUGCACACAAGAUAACUGUCGUGUAAAGAAACGCGUGGAGCGCUUAGCGGAGGAUCCGAGAAUGGUGAUAACAACAUAUGAAGGGAGACAUGUUCACUCUCCAUCAAAUGAUCUUGAAGAUUCUUCGUCUCCAUCUCAACUUGGGAACUUCUUAUGGUAGAUUAGUAUUAUUAAGUGAACAUAAUAUUUGUGUAUAAUGCUUGAGGGUGUGCUUUGUUGAGAUGAGAAUUGAAUAAGUAUAGAGAAUGCUGAUCAUGUAUUCAUGAAAUGCAUCAUCUUCUCUAUCAACCAAUCCAUUGUUUUCAUCACUUCCAAGCACACCAUAAGAAUGUUGUUGAUUUUUUUCU